UGGAAAAUGUUUUGCCAGUUUGAAGCUGGUUCCCAAAGCAAAGGUGCUGCAAUGGCACCGUCUGUCUCUCCUUUCUUCCUACUAACAGUGUCUGUCCUUCCUUCACAAUUCAGCUUAUUUCAGCCAAGCACUGACAGAAGGGACAGAAGUUGGUAAUUUCCAGAGCUGAAUAAAGCAGGCAAAGGAGAGAAAGCUCCCGCUGCUACCAGGAUAAAGUGCAAGCCUUGGUAGGCACCCAAGAAGCCACGUUGAAGACCUUCAAGACGUGAGUCAGUAGAAAAUGAGGCUUUGCUGCCUCUGCAGUGCAGACUUGGGCCUUUUUGGAGCCCGUCAGUGUUGAGCUGAAGCCUUUACACCCUCAUCAGGUACCAGCAUGGAACUCCUGUCUCAUGCCGAGGCUGCUGGCUCCCAGGGGUGCAGCAGACUGCAGUGAGCAGCAGGAAAGCUGCAUUCCUCACACACUUACUAAUGCCGGCUGGACAUGAGUUUGUCAGCUCCAGGGUGGGGCUUGGACCUCGUGCUGUUAAUCUCCACGCUUCAGACACUGGCUCCAGAAGGAGCCAUUAGGGGAGGUUGGGAGGUUGGGAAAUGGUGCUGCACCCCCCCUUCACCAGCAGCCGUGCCUGACCUUGCCAGAUGCACUGGCUGUUACUCACGUCUCUCCAUGAGCCACGUGCCCUGGUUGUGACUCUUCCAGACCUGUUUUCCCCGAAAGCACUGUGUGUCCCAAUUUUUUGUAAUCCUCGUUGCUUCAGUAAGGUCUAGUGAGGAUGCUGUGGUGCCAGGGGCUGCUUAAGGCUUAGCCCUUCAUUUCUGCAUCGCUUUGAAAGUACCAGUAGGUUCGCUGAGGUCUUCUCAUCACUGCCUUGUUCCUCAUCUGCCGAGCUGCGGUGAGCUGGUAGGACUUGGGUCCUGAUAUUGUUCCUUUCUAGUUGUUUCUCCAGGUCUCCAGAGAUGCAGCAGAGCUACUGGAGUGUCUUGUGAAGGAGGUGGGUUUGCCUUGACCCACACUCCAAGCCUGAUGUUGACCUUAGCAAUAAAUGUGAACUGUGGUGAGAUGUUAGCUCCAGAUCCUGCUUGCAGAAGUUAUUGAGCUACUGAAAGCAUUUUAGACUCUGGACCUAAUAAAGGAGUAGUUAAUAUGCGGAGGUAAGAUCUGAUGGGGAUGUAGGAGGGCAGUGGAGGCAAGAGAGAUGAUGAGAGUGGUCUGAAGCAGAAGGACAACAGUAAAGCAGGGCCUGGAGAGCUGGGAAGGGAUUGGGGAAGGCAGCACUGACUGUGUGUGAUGAACUUAGCUCUGCUAGCCAGAGCUGCCCCCCAGCUGAUCCUUCAGAACACUCUGUGACCCCCAGAGGCACCUCCUGGAGUGGAGCUGGAAGGAGGAGGUGAGGGGGUCUCCGCAGGACUCUCUCCAGCACAAGUGGGGCAGCGUGUGGCUGGGGACGCUGAUCCUGAGCCCUCCAGGUGUCUGGCUGUGGCUGCAGCACGGUCUGUCCCUGCAGAGCUCAUGGUCUGCUACUCCAGACAGACUCAAAGGCAGCUCUUGACUGCUAACUCCCCUUUUGGGGGCAAUUUCAGCUCUUGAUCUCGUUCUUCCUCCUCAUCCUCCUGAUGACAGAGGGAAGAGACAUCAACCCUCUGCUACCUCUUCUUGGAGGGAUGGAGGGGGCAGGAGGCUGCUCCCCACUGCCUGCUGCUUUCCCCUGACACAACCAGUGCACAGAGAUAGGAGAUGGACAAGGGGAGCUCUUACAGCACUGCAAGCUGUUCUUAGCAGUUGCAGUUGCCUUUAUUUCUAGAAGCGCCUCAGUGAUCAAGGAACACCCUUGUGUAAAACAGAGCUCUGCAUUUAUUUCUCAGUUGUUUGGGUUUUAUUAUCAUUGUAGUUCAGGACAAAAGGUGGAAAAGGGACCGCAUAACAGAUGGUUGAGGUGAUGUCUGACGUUUGGAACAGCAGAGACUUACGUGAAAAUGCCAGUGCAGGGAAUUAGGAUUGAUGCACAGGGUCUGCCUUGGGGAGCGGACCAAGGGAGCUCUUUGGCACUGUAUCCACUUCUGCUUCUCCAUCAAGGCUGAUAUGUGAGAUGGGUGUGUUCCAUGUGGCUCUGAAACUCCUCUAAUAAAGAACUAUGUUUCCUCCCCGAUCUUCAAGCUGUUGGGUGUUCCUUGCUUUUGGGAGGUGCUUUAAAUCUGACUGCCAGAGCUGUGGGCUGCUAAGAGCAGAAGCUGUCGGCACGAUGCUGAGCUCAGGUCUUUCUCCUCUUUUCCUGUUGCUCACAGCACUGGAGCUGAGCUGGUCCCUGACUGAUGAAGAAAAGAGGAUCAUCUUGGAUGAGCACAAUAAAUAUCGUUCGCAGGUCUCUCCUCCUGCUGUGGAUAUGCUGAAGAUGAGCUGGGACACGGAGCUGGAGGCCUUUGCCCAGGCCUAUGCAGAGAAAUGCAUCUGGGACCACAACAAGGAGAGGGGCCGACGGGGGGAAAACCUCUUUGCUAUGGCCCCGAUGCUGGAUCUGGAAUUCGCUGUGGAGGACUGGAAUGCGGAGGAGAAAUUCUACAACCUGACGACUUCCACGUGUGUCUCCGGGCAGAUGUGCGGCCACUACACCCAGGUGGUCUGGGCAAGCACGCACCGCAUUGGCUGUGGGUCAAAGUUUUGUGAGAAGAUUGAAGGAAUUGAAACAGAGGACAUGUACCUGCUUGUCUGCAACUAUUAUCCCCCGGGUAACAUGAAAGGCAGGAAGCCAUACAGGGAAGGACCCUCUUGUUCACAGUGUCCCGAGGACAGAGUCUGUGUCAACUCCUUGUGUGAACCCACUAUAGAAGAGACCACUCCACCCUCUGUGACAACAAAGGCAAGCCCAUCCACCCCAGUCACACCAGAACGCACCACACCAGCACCCACCACAGUCACGGCCAAACCAGAACCCACAACCAUGCCCUCAGCCACCACAACAGUAGCCAGCACAGCCAAGGCAGAGCCAAAACCUGCUACAACCAAGCCAUCAUACACCACACCGGUACUCACUACUGCUACAUCCAAGCCAAAACCCACCAUGCUAACAACCACCACUACAGCCAAGCCAGCACCCAGCACAACAAAACCAACAACCACCACACCAGAACCCACCACCACCACAGCAAAACCCACAACAACCACCACUACAACCAGCACUACGGCCAAACCAGCACCCAGCACACCAAAACCAGCACCCACCACACCAAAACCAGCACCCACCACACCAAAACCAGCAACCACCACACCAGAACCCACCACCACCACGGCAAAACCCACCACAACCACCACUACAGCCAAGCCAGCACCCAGCACACCAAAACCAACAACCACCACACCAGAACCCACAACAACCACCACCACAACCACCACUAUGGCCAAGCCAGCAUCCACUACACCAAAACCCACAACAACCACUACAACCAAGUCAGCACCUACUAUGCCAAAACCCACAACCACCACUGCAGCCAAGCCAGCACCCGCCACACCAGAACCCACCACCACUGUGCCAGAACCCACAACAACCACUACAAUCAAGCCAGCACCCACCACAACAACACCUGCAAUCACCACGCCAAAACCAACCACCACUACAACCAAGCCAACACCAACCACGCCAAAACCAACCACCACUACAACCAAGCCAACACCAACCACACCAAAACCCACCACCAUCACUACAACCAAGCCAACACCCACUAUGCCAAAGCUCACAGCCAUCACUACAGUAAAGCCAAAACCUGUUACAGCCAAACCAACAGCCACCACACCAACAUUUACCACCACUACAGCCAAGCCAACAUCCACUGCUAUAACAUCAGCAAAGCCAGAAUCCACCACCACAACAAAGACAGAACACACCAAAACUGAACGUCCCGAUUAUAUUGCAACAACUGGGUUAACACUUUCCUUUGAGCCCACUUUAGACUUGGAUUAUAAAGCAUCUCCAGAAGCAGAGUUAGAUACUGAAGAGCCUGUUGCCUCCUUAGCUACAGAAAAUCCAGACUUAUUAGAAAGUAUGGGCACAGCCAUCAGUCCCAAAUCAGUCCCAGAUACAAAUAACGGUGUGAAAGAGGAUGAGAGAGAGAAGUCAGCCUUCUUUUCCAGUCCAACUCCAUCCCCCAGCCAGAUUAUUCCAGAGAUCAAGUUAGGUUUCAAUAAAGCUGAGCUCAUAACCUCCUCAAAGUCAGUGGUCUCCAGCCCUGAAGAACCCAUCUUCAUGCGUUUAACGUCAUCUUCCAAAGAAAAGGGGCAGAGCCCUGCUUUCCAGACCUCCCUCUCAGCAGAUGCCUCGAAUGCUGAAGAGCUGGAGACAAACUCAGACCAUGAAGGCAAGCAGCAGCCCACAGCUGGAGCUCCCAGCACCCACAGGGGCCUUUUGCUCCUCCUCCUGCCCUGUGUCAUCCUGGUGGGCCUUCUGCUUUGAACAGACUUUCUCAGCUGUCCCUGCACCGGUCGCCAAGGCUUUCUUCAGCAUGGUUGUCCCACCACCCUGGUAGGCUUGGGAGACACCACGGGCAGUUCAGGUUGACUCACUCUCUUCUUCCUCUGGCUCACCCGCUCCAGCCCUGCUGUGCCGAGGGCUACUGGCCAUCACAUGGGCACUCAGUGCCCUUCCUGAGACAGCCCAGGGGCAGAAGGGUGUCUGCCAUCACACUAGUGAACUUGGGUACCAAUACUUCUCCCUUCUUCCCAGCCAGCCUGGGCUUCUGCUCUGUUUCCAAUAGCAGACGAUAAGCUCUCGUUGCCCUGUGUGGCCGGCAGGUCCUGCUGCACCACGUCCCGGGGAAAGCAGAAUGCCCUGGAAACCCAAGUGGCAAUGGGACAUGGAGGUUGGCUUUGGUAUUUGUUUGGAGGCAAGACACGAUCGUUGCGUCUGAUGUCUGUGUAUCAGGAUGGAUUUCUACCAGAAAUGCUCUCUUUCUCUCCUCGUGUGUCUGUUUGUCUCAGUUUUGGAGAAGUGUCCCCUCUUCCUUCCCUGUCCAAAAAUGGCAUUUUUGUCCACAGAAGAGGUUUGUGUUUCCUACUUCUGGGUAGAGCUAUGGCCAGUGUCUAGACAUACUCCUUCUCCUGCCAUCCCUCUGCAGUCUUUACCUCCUUCCUCACUUCUGCUCCAACAGUUACUCCGUUGCCAUGCCUUUAUUGGACGCGUGUGCCUGCACGUGUGUGCCUGCACAGAAGAAAAACCUCCAGCACAGGAGAGGAGUUACUGCUCCUUUCUUCUGCACGGCUUCCCUCUUUGCAGAAUUUAAGUGUACGACGUAUUUGCAGUUAGAUCCAGAUCCUGGUGGAUGUAUAUAUGUGGGUCCAGGAGGAAAAAUAAUCAGGUCUGCUGGUGCAGUUUCAGCUUGAGAGAGCCAAGUGAAUGACGUUAGAGGGUACCGGUGCUUCCAGGACUUGUUGCAGGAUGGCUUUCAUUCUCUGGAGCACUGUGUGUUGUAUUCCUCCAUGUUUCUGCUCUGUUCACCUGAAGAUUCCCAGCAGGGGGUGUUAAAUGUGGGGCAAGUUUUGCAGCCCAGCAGAAGGGACGAGGAGAUCCAGUCCUUCUCUGGUUGCUGCAUUCUUUGGUUUAUUAAACAGAUGAGGUGGAGAUAAGUCCAAUGUCUGAGUCCUCCUCCUGAUGCUGUGUGCAUCUCCAGAGCAUGCACUGAAUAAAUCCUGUUCUGAAA
Messenger RNA from Tympanuchus pallidicinctus (lesser prairie-chicken), 5682 nucleotides. RefSeq names its product peptidase inhibitor 16 (gene PI16). The record is from RefSeq and is a predicted model, not a curated record. The transcript is spliced from 6 exons. The coding region runs from base 2130 to 4439 and encodes 769 amino acids. Gene Ontology annotation, cellular component: extracellular region. NCBI's taxonomy places the organism in Eukaryota, Metazoa, Chordata, Aves, Galliformes, Phasianidae.